AGUGAACUGCCAGUCAUCGUGAUUGUCAGCAUUUGUCAAUUGGUUCAAUAAGGAAAUCUAAAUAGUAAUUUUGUAUUGUGAAAAGUAUAAUUUUCAAGUAAAAUACCUAAAUAUGAGUGUACGUGUUAUUAAUGAUGAUGCUCAUUUUCAAACUGAGCUUAGUUCAGCCGGAAUACGUCUUGUGGUCGUAGAUUUUACUGCCAGUUGGUGUGGACCAUGUCAACGUAUAGCGCCCCAUUUCGAGAUUCUUCCAACCAAAUAUCCAAAAGCAAUUUUUCUCAAAGUGGACGUUGAUAAAUGUCAAGACACUGCAGCGAGCCAAGGAGUUUCAGCUAUGCCCACAUUUAUCUUUUACCGCAAUAGGACGAAAAUUGAUCGCGUCCAAGGUGCAGAUAUAACGGUAUUAGAAAAUAAAAUUCAAGAGCACAUCGGUUCUAGUGGUGGAGAUGAAGCUGGUGAAGACUAUGGUCAAGGACUUAUGGAGUUAAAUACAUUCAUUUCAAAGCAAGAAUGUGAAUGUUUGAAUGAGGCCGAUGACCAUUGCAUGAAUCAUUGCCUUACAUCGAAUGGUGGUUAUCUUCAAUCGGAUUGUGAUGAGCAAUUAAUAUUGUCAGUAACAUUUAAUCAGCUUGUAAAAAUCCACUCAUUGAAGUUCAAAGCACCACCACACUUGGGACCAAAAGAAAUUAAGCUUUUUAUAAACCAACCAAGGACAAUCGAUUUUGACAUGGCCGAGUCUAUGACCAGCGUGCAAGAUUUAACAUUGGAUCCCAAAGAGCUUGAAAAUGGCCAGCCAAUCAAUCUUCGUUACGUGAAAUUUCAAAACGUUCAAAAUUUACAGAUUUACGUUCGUAAUAAUCAAUCAGGGGGAGAAGUUACACAAAUAGAUUACAUUGGAUUCAUAGGAUCGCCCAUUAUGACAACAAAAAUGACCGAUUUCAAACGUGUGGCUGGAAAAAAAGGAGAAAGUCAUUAAAACAAAUCAUUGCAAUGAUCGAAAUCAAAUUUGUUGUGAAUUAUAUUAAGAGAAUUUAAAAUAUCUUUAAUUGCAAAUAUAAUUCCGACUACAUAUACAGAA
This is a messenger RNA of Zeugodacus cucurbitae (melon fly), 1078 nucleotides long. RefSeq names its product thioredoxin-like protein 1 (gene Txl). The record is from RefSeq and is a predicted model, not a curated record. Bases 113 to 976 code for a protein of 287 amino acids. NCBI's taxonomy places the organism in Eukaryota, Metazoa, Arthropoda, Insecta, Diptera, Tephritidae. The transcript has 5 exons.